UUCUCUCUUCCCAUAAGCUACCUGGGUUAUUUUCCCCAAGAAGUACUAGCUACAGAUUCAAAAUCGGCCAGAAGUUAAAAUGAUUAAAGAUCAUUUUCACUUCAAAGGUUAACAUUCCUCUUUUGGACAUUUAAAGGCACGAAUAAGUCCUUACGGGUUCGCAGUAAGCCUUUUCUUUAAAAACGAGUUCUGGAAUAUAGCAAGACUGACGUGGUCCUUUCAACACAUCUGACACAGAAAUCUCUGUGAGUUGUAAUAUUUCUUACCGUUGAAAGUAAUUUUGCCUUUUCAUGUCUGCAUACUUGGCCUGUUUAAAAUUACUUUAUGCAGUCGUAUAACACGAAAUUUUAUUUGAGACUUAGCCUGAAUAUUCCCUCUAACCAAAAUUCGGAAAGCAUUUUGCAGUGCGCACAGGAGGAGACUUUCACUAAAAUGAGGAAUCUGGAAUGUAUGAAUAAACCAGUAUGUGAUAAAAGGGAAAUGAAAAGGACUUAAAUGGGCUUCCCACUGGUGGGAUUACCUCAUGUCAGCCAAUUCUGCCCCAGAUUAAGAGUCUGCACACAUAAAUAAAAUCCCCACAGAAAAUGUGAAUACCAUGUACAGCUGCUGCUAGCACACAAAAUACUGCUUUACUAGGCUAUAAAAAUAUAUCCUUCACUUUGGAAUUUUAGUCCAGCCAUCGCCUUUCGUAGCUUAGAGUAGAUUUCAUUAAAGUCGUUCUGCCACACUUCUUACAGUUUUAGAAAUGUAUCAGUAACUCACAACAGCAUGUGGUCAGGUAUUGUCCAUUUAAAAGUCAGCUCAUUUUCUUGUGGCCUGUGAGUUCUUCAGUUGCUUUCAAGGAGCGCAAUGAGGAAGCAUAAGGUGACAUCAUACAGGCCUCAGAUGGACCGUCACAGACGCUCACGUCUCUUUUCAAUAUGGAGAUCCACGUGCGGGUUAAAUAACGCGCGCCAGUUUUCCGAGCGCAUCCCCAUACGGUUGACCCUUGAAGAACACGGGCUUAAACUGUGCAGACUAAAUUCUAUGUGGAUUUUUUCCCCCAAUAAAUACAGCCCAGUACCAUAAAUGUAUUUUCCUUCUGAUUUUCUUCAUAACGUUUUCUUUUCUGUAGCUUACUUUAUUGUAAGAAGACAGGAUAUAACAGGCGUGCCUGGGUGGCUCAGUUGUUAAGCGUUGGCCUUUUGGUUUCGGCUCAGGUCAUGAUCUCACAGUUUGGGAGUUUGAGCUCCACGCCCAGCUCUGCACUGACAGCAUGGAGUCUGCUAGGAAUUCUUUCUCUCCCUCUCUCCCUUCCCUCCCCUACUCCUGUACUCACUCUCUCUCUCUUUCUCUCUCUCUAAAUAAAUAAACAUGAAAAAAUUAAAAAUAAUACAGUAUAUAACAUACAGCAUACAGAAUAUGUGUUAAUCGACUGCAUAUGUUAUUGGCAAGGCUCUCGGUCAGCAGUGGGCUAACUUUCAGUUAAGUUUGGGGGGGGUCAAAAGUUCUUUUUUUUAAAUUUUUAUUUUUGAAAGAGAGAGAGAGAGAGAGAGAGAGACAAGGGGAGGGGCAGAGAGAGAGGGAGACACAGAAUCCCAAGCAAGAUCCAGGCUCCGAGCUGUCAGCACAGAGCCUGACGUGGGGCUCGAACUCACAGACCGUGAGAUCAUGACCUGAGCCGAAGUCGGAUGCUUAACUGCUUAACAGACUGAGCCACUUCGGUGCCCCGGGAGUCAAAAGUUCUACUCAGAUGUUCGAUUGUGUAGGGGGUCAGUGCCCCAAGCCCUACCUGUUCACGGGUCGACGGUACAUUCUCUCACGUAAUCAUGACCUCCCCUUCGUAUUCUCUUUGAUUUCAUUUUGACCAGGAAAUGGUUGUUUUGCCUUCAGAGCUACAUUUCAAGGGUCUGGAGCCCACGGUGUCUCCAUUUUCUCAUGCUGAUGGGGAUAGUAACAGUAUCUCCCUGCAGGCUUUGAGAGCGCUGAAUGAGUUUAAUGCCGCAGAGCACUUAGCAUCAUGCCCACCCUGGCGUGCCAGGUCAGUAAGGGUCCCGAGUCUUAGGCUAUUCUGUAUAUCAUCCCAGUAGGUCUGGUAGAAAAUGGGUAGUUGCCAGUGGAGGUGUCGGGCUGUUUUCCCGUUCAUUGGCUUUGUUCCCAUUUUGUCCUCCAUGAUGAUGACCCCUGAAGGACAGCUUCACUCACGUAGCAGGGGUGCAUGAAUGUGUCAGCCAGACAACAGACAGGGGGAUUGGUUCCUCAUAAAGCCUCCAUGUAAUUCUGAGCCACAGCUGUGAAUUGGGCAGCACGUUCCCUGCAGGUUUAAUACCCUGAUCCUUUGUCAUCUAAUGCCUUAUCUUUUGACCUUGGCCAUUUAGGAGGUGACCCUUCUUACCUGGACUCCCACUGACAUUGGCCACAGUUAGACUACAGAAAUCAGCUCCUGUUUUUCCCAUUCCAUCGUAUCUCUGACAAAUCUUUAACAUUUUCUUCCUGUUUCUUCCUGCAAGCAAAUGUUUACGUUCUAUAUCCCUGCUUCACAUUGUAGGAAAGACAAGAAGACAUUAGUAGAAGUCUCAUGGUAAGGAAGGAGUGGUAACCAUUCCCCUAUAUGCCCCCUAGAAAGAAAAGAGAGUUGCUGAGAAUGGACCAGAAUCUUAAGAAUGAGGGAGGACAGAAGUGAUCUCGUUGCUUGUCUGCUUGCCUGCCCGCUUCAUUCCCUCGUUCACCCAGUAUUUAUAGUUUGUUGUUCCGAGCCAGGCCCUGUGCUAGGAACGUAUCUCAGGUGUUGCCCCUCAAGUCGAUAAUCCUUUAGAAGACAAGGCUCUUAAGCAGGAAAAGGGUAAUUGGCAAUAGAGAAAUACUGAGAGAGAUGACAAUCGUUGAAGGGGCUUAGGUGAAUUCAGUGCUGGUUGGCAGAGAAAGUUGGUCUCGGCACUUCCAUGUGAUUAUGGUCCAUGUGGGGUUGAGUGUGAGAAACAUGGGGUUGCAUGUUAUCAAGGGCUUUGGCGAUUCUCUGGCCAACUCCUCUAUAGCCAAGAAAUGCAUAUGUUCAGGGGAAAAGGGCAGAUUGAUAUUGUGCCAUGAGCCCACAGACACAAUUCCAUUCAUGAUUUUCUCCUGGAUGUUUAGGCCAAAUCUAAGCCUUGAGAUUUCAAAAGGGCCUAUUACUUUCAUCUUUAUUUGUCAUUAAUUGUUUGGGUGACUGUAGAAGUAAUUCAUGUUUACUGUGUAUCUAUUGGACGAUAGAGGAGGAAAAACUUGAUCAGUUAUGUCUGAGUAGCGAGAUAAUUAAUGUUUUGGAGUAUUUACUGUCUUUCCAAUGAAGUGGGGCGUGUACCUCUAAUACAUCAUGAAAAUUUUUCCGAAUUACCAACUGCGUUUCAAACCUGGUUUUCUUGGGUAAUUUACUUACUCACUGUUUCUGUAUGUUCUAGGCUGCUUCCAGUUUUAUGCGUUUAUAAACAAACUGUGGUAAACAUAGUUGAACUCGUUCAAAGUAAUCUCCUUUAGUAACACCCUUAUCCUGUCCAUCUCCAAUAAGGUGGGAACUUUGGGAAGGGAAGGAAGAAUCAUAGAGUAAUACAUUGCUUGCUUUUUUCCAUAAUACCCCGGCGCCACCAGCCACACUGACUUAUAUAUAUUUGCCCAAGGGUCUCAGAUAUGCCCUGUUUACUCAUGUCUGGGGUUAGUGCUGGAUUUGAGGGACAUCUGUGGAACCAAAACCAGACCAAGGAAUCAUACGAAAUUUGUAAGAAGCAACCAGAAACUGGCUUGACUCCUCCCCCAGGGGUCAGACUGGCCCCUUUACUAAUGAAAUCAAGAUAGAGGCCUGGGAGACCCUAGGACAAUUCAGGACAUAUUUACAACAAUGGCCCCUGUUAUUUUGUAUCCAGGCCUAUCAGAAAUGUGGGAGUUGUCCAGGGGAGAGGGAGUGAAUGUGUAUUUCUAGUCUGGCACUGUCACACCAUAAGCCAUGUGACCUUGAGAGAGUAGUCAAACAUUUUACAAAAUGAAGAUUUGUGAUCAGGAAGGCCCCUUCACCUCCAGUUUUCCCAGAGUCCAAGGCUUUGGAUUUACCAAGGCCUGAUUCACUUGACCGAGUGAUUUUGCUUUGGGAUGUCAGCAUCUCAGUGGCCCAUUCAUAGAUCCUUUCUUGGUCAUCCACGACUCACAGAUCAUGACGUGGUAUGCCCAUGACCAUGACAGUGACCUCCCUCCUGCCCUCCCAUUUCACACAUUUAUGCCCCUUCCACUGAAGCAUUUUCUUUCGUCCCCAUCUAGAACAAAUUUAAGCAUUUGCUGUGUUUCUUUUUAAUUUCAAGAUUAAAACUUCAAAGACGUCCAAGAAAAUCCUUCCUUUAAACAUUACUUCUGAGUAUUGAAGACAGUGGUGCUUCAAAAAUGGAAAAGAUCAGUUUUUCUGAGUGGACACAGCGGCAGAGAAUUUUGUGCAUCUUGUGAGUCUCCUUCCUUUGUGCUGAGCUGGUGGUUAAGUGCUGUUGUUGGAAAGGGAAGACAGCACCAUCUCUGUUUUAAGUCAAGACGUCUUCCCCCUGAAAUUUAAGAAAAUUACAACCACAACUUAACGUUUUCUCUGCAGAGAAGUAAAAUAGCUACCCUAUGGAAUGAUGUGGGGAGAUGUUUGUCUAUCUUGUAGCUCUUCUGUGUGAAUGAGCCAGGCAAAAAUAAUAACAUUAGUAUUAGUGGUUAUUAUUUCUAAUUAGUGGAGAGUAAAUAAAAAAAAAAAACUGCGUGCUUUUUGCUGAUGUAAAAAUGGAGAUUUCUUCAGUCUUUUUGGUCUCAUGAGGAUGAGAUAAUUAUUUGGAAAUUAAAUUGCAUAUUCAUAAUUUCAUAAAGAAUGCUCUGCUUUUUCUUUUCAACAAUGAAGGCAUAUAUAAGUCUGUUUGUUUUUUUCCAUAAGUGAUGGGUGAGGCAUGUAUUUCUGGUAAGAUUCCGUUACCAACGUAAAGAGAACAUCCAAAUCCUUUUUAUUCUCAAUUGGAAUUUCAUUUUAAAAAUUUAAACUAGAGUUAUUCCUUAGUAAUAAUUCAAAAGAAACAUUUAGAUACAGUUAGGGUAGUUCUAAUUGAGUAUUUUCUAACAAGAGUAGUUUUCAGGAAUAUAAACGGUCAUGAGCAGGUGAUACCGUGUCUUAUAAGCUAAGUUCUUUAUAAAGAUUAUUUGUAAAACAUAAAUAUUAUUUCAUCUUAUCUAAGUAUUCACUUCCAGAAUCAGUUGGCUUGCCCAAUUUCCUCCCUUCCCCUACCCCUUCCCACACUUCUGUUUUCCUAUUUUUUUUUUCCCAGUUAGCCAUGACCUCCACAGCUACGUAUGUUGUUCCUUGCCGGGUUUUUUUCAACUGCCCUGUUUGCCAUAUUUCUCCCCAACUUUAUAAGAGAUGUAGUAACCAGAAGCAUAGAGAGAAUGCCAUAUGCCACCACUGACCCACGGAGUCACCAGUGCCAGGGUACCUUCUGUUGACGUACCUUGAUUAAUUUGGCGUAUAAUUCUUCCUUUUCAAGUUAGGUUUGUCUGUGGUUUAGAGAUCAGGUUAAGUCAAUCUGAUUUGAAAUCAGGGUAUAAAAUCAAUGAAAAUCAUUUUAGAGUGUGAGCUCUAGCCUUUAGCAGAGAUUAUCCCAUCAUUUCAUACGGUCAUUCAGCACACAUUCUCUGGGGGCCUGCUCUGCACCAGGUAUGGUGUUUAGUACUAAGUAUACAAAGAUGGACAUACUCAGGGUCCCUGCCUCCCACUGGGUGUGGGGGACAAAUCAUGGUCUUCGGCCCACCUUCCCAAGAUUCUGUGGCUCUAUCCCUAACCAAGUACCCAUGAGCAAGUUACUUCUCUGGCCCUCUGCUUCCUCAUCUUGUAAAUGACGUCGCUUUCGUAGGUUCUCUUUAACGCUCCUUUUAGCUGUAAAAUUGUCAGUCUCUAAUUAUUACUGUGUGGCUCACCAUCUACAUGUUGCAAAAAUAAACCGGGGACUUCAGGGUUUCUGGUCCUGCAUAUAAGAAGUUUGGAAGUCACUCCUUUUUCCCAACAGCAAGAAAGAAGCCGAACAGACUGAAAAAUCGGCAACUCUUCUUGGAUCCGUAAGAGAGGGGAGGACCCAGGGCAAGCCACUGCUCCUAGGGUUGGAGACAUGGACAGGCCAGUACAGGGAAUUGGGACUCAUGGGAGUAGAGACUCACAGGCAACUCAAGGGAGCAAAGAUAGUCUCUGCCACCAAGGCUGCCAGAACAACUGGACGGCCCCAUGGGAAAAAUAUAAUAAUAAUAAUAAUAAUCUAGAUACAGACCUUACACCCUUCACAAAAACUAGUUCAAAAUGGAUCAUAGACCUAAAUGUAAAACACAAAACUAUAAAACAGCUAGAUGAUAACAUAGGAGAACACCCAGAUGACCUUGGGAAUGGCGACGCCUUUUUAGAUCCAACACCAAAGGCAUGACCCAUGAAGGAAAGAAUGGAUAAGCUGGAUUUUGCUAAAAUUAUAAAACCCCUACAAAAGACAAUUUCAAGAGAAUUAGAAAGGCCGCAGACUAGGAAAAAUAUUUGCAAAAGACACAUCUGAUAGAGGGCUGUUACCCAAAAUAUACAAAGGAUUCUUAAAACUCAACAAUGAGAAAACAAACAACCGAGUAAAAUAUCUCAGCAGACACCUCACCAAAGAAGAUACACAGAUGGCAAAUAAGUAAAUGAAAAGAUGCUCCACGUCAUGUGGCCUCAGGGAAAUGCAAGUUAAACAAUACGAUACCACUAUGUGCCUAUUAGAAUGGCAAAAAUCCCAAACACGGACACCACCAAGUGCUGGCAAGAGUUUGAAGCAACAUCAACUUUCAUCCGUUGGUGGUGGGAAUGCAAAAUGGUACAGUUACUUUCCAAGACCGUUUGGCACUUUCUUACAAAACUAAACUUACUAUACGAUGCAGCCAUCAUGCUCCUUGGUAUUUAUUUACCCAGUGGAAUUGAAAAUGUCUGUCUACACAAAAACCUGCACCUGGAUGUUUAUAGCAGCUUUGUUCAUAGUUGCCCAAACUGGGAAGCAUCCAUUCCGUGGGUGAAUGGGUAACCAAACUGUGGUGCAUCCAGACAAUGGAAUAUUAUUCCUCACCGAAGAGGCAUCAGCUCUCGAGCCUUGAAAAGACACGAAGGAUCCUUCGAUGCAUAUUACCAAGUGAAAGAAGCCAACCUGAAAGGCUCCAUACUGUUUGACUCCCAACUAUCUGACAUUCUAGGAAAGGCAACACGAGGGAGAUGGAAAAAGAUCCGUAGUUGCCGGGAGAGGAGGAGGGAAGUGAAUAAGGCAGAGCAUUGAAGAUUUUCAGGGUAGUGAAAAUCCUCUGUGUGAUAUUCCGAUGCGAGAUGUCAUUACACAUUUGUCCAAACCCAUAGAAUGUUGCGAACCUUAAGGUAAACCACGGACUGUGGGUAAUGACGAUGAAUCAAAGCAGGCUCAUCCUUGGUAAAAAUGUCCCCCUCUGGUGAGUGCUGUCGCUCAUGGCGGACGCCACGCAUGAUGUAGAGGCGGGGGACAAUGUGGGAAAUCUCUGUCCCUUCCCCUCAGUUUUGUAGUAAAGCUGCUUUUUAAAAAUUAAUUCCCUUUCAAAAGUAACGAUGAAAUAACAAGGGGGCAGUCCACGAGGUAAUGCUUAAGAGCUUCUGUCUCAAAUUAAAAUUUCUGAACCUCCAGUAAUAUCUGCCUCUUCUUUUCCUGCAAUUUCGCUCAUGUGUUGUUCAUAAAUCUGGACUCUUAACGAUGGGGUUUUGGCUCCCUGUUAGGUGAAAUAUUUCAUUUAACUUAGCCAAAGCCGGACUCCAAGCAGCCUGGGAAUUGUUAGGCGGCUUCCCCUUUUCCCAGUACCUCAAGAGCCUCUGUACAGUUCCUUUUUGUUUAUUUUUAGGGAGAGGAGGAGUUGUUUUUGACUCCCCCGGUGAUGGUUAGGUGGCAGUAUUGUCUAUUUAGCUGAAGCAUAAGUUGUGAUUCGGCCCCCACUUUGAAGUGGAAACAUCAAGAAUGGCCCAUCAGCGGAGUCCAGCCUGUUUGAGCAUCCACAGGCCUGAUUUCUGCUUGUAAUCUGAUUACGGGGUUUGAGCUGUUCCAGCCUGCAGCCUCCUACUUUGCGUUGACUAUACUUUUCAAGGACACGAGUGCCUGAUUGCUGUAGCCCUGUGCUGUGAAGAAUCUCAACCCAGUUUUGCUUAGACGGGCUGAAGGCCGUGGCUGGUUGAGAAUUAAGCUGGAGAGCAGGCUCUGUUACUAAACUUUCUAUGUGCAACCAUGUUCAGAAGCCCAGAGAUUGCCAGCUAUCUGGGAAUUUUCCAGUUCUCUGAGAGACAAGAUUUCAACCAGAAAAACUUAAGCUUCCUUGGAUUACCAAGUCAAAGAAAAGUUCCAAGCUUUCAGAAAGAGUUCUUGCUUGAAGAUAAAGAACAGCGCACUAACUACAAAGGAGGAAUCAAUGCUAAGCUUUUAACUGCACUUCCCAAAGUUGCAGAAUUAAGAAAAAUCUUUGAGCCAAAGAGGAAAGAACUUUUAGAAAUGAAAAGAAAAGAAAGAAUCGCCAGGCGCCUAGAAGGAAUUGAAACGGACACCCAGCCCAUCCUCUUGCAGAGCUGCACGGGGUUAGUGACCCAUCGCCUGCUGGAGGAAGACACGCCCAGAUACAUGCGAGCCACAGACCCGGCCAGCCCCCACACCGGCCGGUCCAAUGAAGAGGAAGACACUUCGGACUCCUCGGUGGAAAAGCAGACCCGCUCCAAACUCUACCCAGAAACGCCGGGCGUCCAUGCUGACGCCUCCUGUGGUUCGGCUCUCAUGGACGCCCCGGCUCUUGAGUCCAAAGCGGAGAGAAUCGCGCGGUACAAAGCGGAGAGGAGGCGGCAGCUGGCCGAGAAGUACGGGCUAGCGCUGGAUUCCCAAGCCGACUCGGAAUCGCUGUCUCGAUACACCAAGUCCCGCAAGGACGCUGAUGCUGCCGACAGAAGGGGAGGGAAAGGCGACAGGCAGGCCGAGCCGGGCAAAGAUUCGAGCUCCCUGUACUCCAGGCCCUGCGUGGCCGAGUCCAAGGACUAUGCCCUCCACGGGAGUGACGGUCUUUCCGACACCGAGGUGCUGCUCAACGUGGAAAACCAAAGACGGGGGCAGGAGCCCAGCGCCCCCGCGCAGGCCCGCGACCUGGCCCCCACGGUUGACGGUUCCUCAUCCUUCCAGUUCUCCGGGCGAGACUGCACCGCCUUCAGUGACGUGCCAAGGUCCCCAAAGCAAAUGCACGCCGUGCCACCCGCCUCCCCGAGCCACUCUGCCGGUGACCCUCCACUCCCCGCGGAGGCGCGAGCCAGUACCGGGAAACCCAAAUAUGAGUGGUUUCUCCAGAAAGAUUCCGAAGGGGACACACCUUCUCUUAUCAACUGGCCUUCCAGAGUUAAGGUUAGAGAAAAAUUGGUGAAAGAGGAGAGUGCUCGCAACAGCCCUGAACUCGCCUCAGAGCCCCUGACUCAGAGGAGACAGCAGCCAGUGCCUGUCCAGUGCUUGUCUUUUCAGUCAGAAAAUUCGGCCUUUGAUAGGGUCUCGAGCAGGGCAGCCGGCUCCGCACGACAGCCCAUCCGCGGCUACGUCCAGCCGGCAGACCCGGUUCACACGGCCACGCUGGUGACCUCAGAGAUCCCAGAAAAUGUAUCUGAAUGCAGCUGGGGAGCGUCAGCCACCCAGAGUGUCAAGAAGCCUCCCAGCUUGAAGGUUCUAGAAAGUGAGAGGAGGGAGACUCCAGUUCUUCAUAUUUGUGAAUCAAAAGCAGAGGAGGAUGUGCUCUUCACCGAAGCCCUCGAGGAAAGCAGGGACACGCUUUUGGCUCUGGAGGAUCACGGGCUUGCCAGAAGCCGGGAAGAACCCUCUGGAAGCGACGACUUCGGCAAGCCCGUGGUUAGCACUGCCACCUUCGAACUUCGGAAGGAACCGGAAAGUCCGUCACACCCACCUCACACUCAGCAACAACCCACUGAGAGGAUGGGCAGACAGGAAGUGGUCCUGUAUGUUCAGAGCGAGCCUGUGUCCCAAGAUGCCAGGGCGACGGGCCACAAAAAGGAAGCAUUUACCAAGAAGCGCAAGGUCCUCACCCGCUCCCUGUCUGACUACACGGGCCCCCCUCAGCUGCAGGCCCUGAAAUGUAAGGACCCCGCUUCAAAGCAAGAGCACGAGUCACAGACUUCCAAAGCCGAAGGACCCCCCACGGAAGUUGGCGUGCUGGACACAAAGGUCUCUGUCGCCCAGCUCCGAAAUGCCUUUCUGGAGUCUGUCAAUGCCAGCAAGAAACGCGAACUCCAAUCCCGGGUUGAGAGGUCAGCCGAAGGAGUUGGCUUGCCUACCGGUGUGGAACGGGAGAGAGGGUCCCGGAAACCAAGACGCUAUUUUUCUCCCGGUGAAAAUAGAAAAACUUCCGAGAGAUUUAGAACUCAACCUAUAACCUCAGCAGAACGAAAGGAAUCAGAUAGGUCUGCGUCGCAUUCAGAAUUGCCAACUGCUGAGGAUGAAGAAAAGGUAGACGAACGAGCCAAGCUGAGUGUUGCUGCCAAGAGGCUGCUUUUCAGGGAAAUGGAGAAAUCAUUUGAUGAGAAAAACGUUCCAAAGAGACGCUCCAGAAACCCGGCCGUGGAGCAAAGGCUGCGGCGGCUGCAGGACAGAUCCCACACCCAGCCCGUCACCACCGAGGAAGUGGCCAUCGCAGCCACACUACAGGCAUCUGCUCACCACAAGGCUUUAGCCAGAGACCAGGCAAACGAGGCCAGAGAUUCUACCGAGCAAGGUGAACCUGACUCCUCCACUCUAAGCUUAGCAGAGAAGUUGGCCUUGUUUAACAAGUUGUCCCAGCCGGUCUCAAAAGCUAUUUCUACCCGAAACAGAAUAGACAUGAGACAGAGGAGAAUGAAUGCUCGCUACCAAACUCAGCCAGUCACGCUUGGAGAGGUAGAGCAGGUGCAAAGUGGAAAGCUCAUUCCUUUCUCACCGACUGUUAACACCUCUGUGUCCACCGUGGCAUCUACGGUCCCUCCAAUGUACGCUGGGGAUCUUCGGCCAAAGCCAUCUGUGGACGACGUCCCAGGUGCCACUGACUAUAGACUUCCGUCCUCAAUAGAAAAUUCAGAAUCUCCGGUUAGAAGCAUUCUGAAGUCCCAAGCCUGGCAGCCUUCAGCAGAGGGUAGUGGGAGCAGAGGAAUGUUGAGAGAGUUUGGAGAGACAGAAAGCAAGAGAGUCUUGACAGGUGGAGAUGGUGGCAAAGCGUACGGGUCCUGUGAGGAAGCAGAGCCAUCGUGCCCCACCCUUAACAGAGUCUGGGAAGGAGACAGCCAUAAGGAGCCCAAGGAUGCUGUUCCGAGAAGGGGAAGCCUGGAACUAGCUCAUCCCCCCGUGGCCCACCUUGGUGACGAACUGAAGGAAUUUUCCAUGGCUAAAAGCAUCGCACAGGGGAGGCCAGACUUGAGGGACAGGCAGCCCUUUGAAGAGAAGGUCGACGUGGAGAAUGUCCCAAGAAGGAAGUUUUCACUAAGAGCGGCUGACUUCGGGGAGCCCGCUUCCGAGCAGACGGGCACAGCUGCCGGGAAAACUGGUGCUCAGGCUGCAACCCCCGUGUCCCGGAAGCAGCAAGAGCCUUCCGAGCAAGCACUGGAGAGGUACUCCAAGAGUCCGGGUGCGAUGUUUGCUGCCGGAGAGAUCAAAGCGCCAGCCGUGGAGGGCAUCCUCGACUCAGCCAGCAAAACCAUGUCAAUUAAAGAAAGAUUAGCACUGUUGAGGAAAAGCGGUGAAGAGGAUUGGAAAAACAGACUUAGCAGAAAGCAGGAGUAUGGCAAAGCGUCUAUCGCCGGUGGCCUGCACAUACAAGAUACGGAACAGUCCCUCAAGAAGAAGCGGGUCACAGAAAGUCGGGAGAGCCAGAUGACUAUCGAAGAGAGGAAGCACCUCAUCACUGUGAGAGAAGAAGCCUGGAAGACCAAAGGCAAAGGAGCAGCCAACGACUCCACCCAGUUCACGGUGGCCGGCAGGAUGGUGAAGAAAGGUUUGGCAUCACCCACUGCCAUAACUCCAGUGGCAUCUCCUAUUUGCAAUAAAACGAGGGGCACCACGCCAGUGUCUAAACCCUUGGAAGAUAUCGAAGCCAGACCAGACAUGCAGUUGGAAUCGGACCUGAAGUUGGACAGACUGGAAACCUUUCUAAGAAGGCUGAAUAACAAAGUUGGUGGGAUGCAGGAAACUGUACUCACGGUCACCGGCAAAUCUGUUAAAGAGGUGAUGAAGUUGGACGAUGACGAAACCUUUGCCAGGUUUUACCGCAGCAUGGACUACACUCUACCGAGAAGCCCCGUGGAGCUGGACGAGGACUUCGAUGUCAUUUUCGACCCUUACGCCCCUAAGUUGACCUCCUCUGUGGCCGAGCACAAGCGCGCAGUAAGGCCCAAGCGCCGGGUUCAGGCUUCCAAAAAUCCCUUGAAAAUGCUGGCAGCCAGAGAAGAUCUCCUUCAGGAAUACACGGAGCAGAGAUUAAACGUUGCCUUCAUGGAGUCAAAGCGGAUGAAAGUAGAAAAGAUGUCCUCCAACUCCAACUUCUCAGAAGUCACCCUGGCAGGUUUAGCCAGUAAAGAAAACUUCAGCAACGUCAGCCUGCGGAGCGUCAACCUGACCGAACAGAAUUCCAACAACAGCGCGGUGCCCUACAAGAAGCUGAUGCUGUUACAGAUUAAAGGAAGAAGACACGUGCAGACACGACUGGUUGAACCUCGAGCUUCGUCGCUCAACAGCGGGGACUGCUUCCUCCUGCUCUCUCCCCAUCACUGCUUCCUGUGGGUAGGAGAGUUUGCAAAUGUCAUAGAAAAGGCAAAGGCCUCAGAACUUGCGGGCUUAAUUCAGACAAAGAGGGAACUUGGUUGUAGAGCUACUUAUAUCCAAACUAUCGAAGAAGGAAUUAAUACACACACUCAUGCAGCCAAAGACUUCUGGAAGCUUCUGGGUGGCCAAACCAGUUACCAGUCCGCCGGAGACCCAAAAGAAGACGAACUUUAUGAGACAGCCAUCAUUGAAACAAACUGCAUUUACCGUCUGAUGGAUGACAAACUUGUUCCUGAUGACGACUACUGGGGGAAAAUUCCAAAGUGCUCCCUUCUACAGUCAAAAGAGGUACUGGUGUUUGAUUUCGGUAGUGAAGUGUACGUGUGGCAUGGAAAAGAAGUCACGUUAGCACAACGGAAAAUAGCUUUCCAGCUGGCAAAGCAUUUAUGGAAUGGCACCUUUGAUUACGAGAACUGUGACAUCAACCCCCUGGACCCUGGAGAGUGCAAUCCGCUUAUUCCCAGAAAAGGACAGGGGCGGCCCGACUGGGCAAUAUUCGGGAGACUUACAGAACACAAUGAAACCAUUUUGUUCAAAGAGAAAUUUCUCGAUUGGACUGAACUGAAGAGACCUAAUGAGAAGAACGCCAGCGAACUUGCCCAGCAAAAGGAAGAUCCUCGGGCCGAAGCCAAGGCGUACGAUGUCGCGCGCAUGGUGCCGGUGCCCCAGACCACCACCAGCACGGUGCUGGACGGGGUGAACAUUGGCCGUGGCUAUGGCCUGGUAGAAGGGGACGACAGGAGGCAGUUUGAGAUCGCCAGUGUCUCUGUGGAUGUCUGGCACAUCCUAGAGUUUGACUACAGCCGGCUCCCCAAACAGAGCAUCGGGCAGUUCCACGAGGGAGAUGCCUAUGUGGUCAAGUGGAAGUACAUGGUGAGCACCGCAGUGGGAAGUCGACAAAAGGGAGAGCAUUCAGCAAGGGUGGCUGGCAAAGAGAAGUGUGUCUACUUCUUCUGGCAAGGUCGGCAGUCGACCGUGAGCGAGAAGGGCACGUCGGCUCUGAUGACGGUGGAGCUGGACGAGGAGAGGGGUGCCCAGGUCCAGGUCCUGCAGGGAAAGGAGCCCCCCUGCUUUCUGCAGUGUUUCCAGGGGGGAAUGGUAGUACACUCCGGGAGGCGGGAAGAGGAGGAAGAGAACGCGCAAAGUGAGUGGAGGCUGUACUGUGUGCGCGGAGAAGUGCCUGUGGAAGGGAAUUUGCUGGAAGUGGCCUGUCACUGUAGUAGCUUGAGGUCCAGGACUUCCAUGGUUGUCCUCAACGUAAAUAAAGCCCUCAUUUACUUGUGGCACGGAUGCAAAGCCCAAGCCCACACGAAGGAGGUCGGAAGGACCGCAGCAAAUAAAAUCAAAGAACAAUGUCCCCUGGAAGCUGGACUGCAUAGUAGCAGUAAAGUGACAAUACAUGAGUGUGAUGAAGGAUCAGAGCCGCUGGGAUUCUGGGAUGCUUUAGGAAGGAGAGACAGGAAAGCCUACGACUGCAUGCUUCAAGAUCCUGGAAAUUUUAACUUCACACCCCGCCUGUUCAUCCUCAGCAGUUCCUCUGGUGACUUCUCAGCCACAGAAUUCAUGUAUCCCGCCCGAGACCCCUCUGUGGUCAAUUCUAUGCCCUUCCUGCAGGAAGAUCUGUACAGCGCGCCACAGCCAGCACUCUUCCUUGUUGACAAUCACCAUGAGGUGUACCUCUGGCAGGGCUGGUGGCCCAUCGAGAACAAGAUCACGGGUUCCGCCCGCAUUCGCUGGGCCUCCGACCGGAAGAGUGCCAUGGAGACCGUGCUCCAGUACUGCAAAGGAAAAAAUAUCAAGAGGCCGCCCCCCAAGUCUUACCUUAUCCACGCUGGUCUGGAGCCCCUGACAUUCACCAAUAUGUUCCCCAGCUGGGAGCACAGAGAGGACAUUGCUGAAAUCACAGAAAUGGAUACGGAAGUUUCGAAUCAGAUCACCCUUGUGGAAGAUGUCUUAGCCAAGCUUUGUAAAACCAUUUAUCCGCUGGCCGAUCUGCUAGCCAGGCCACUGCCCGAGGGAGUUGAUCCUCUGAAGCUUGAGAUUUAUCUCACUGACGAAGACUUUGAGUUUGCACUAGACAUGACCAGAGAAGAAUACAACGCACUGCCCGCCUGGAAGCAGGUGAACCUGAAGAAAGCAAAAGGUCUGUUCUGAGCGGGAGAGAUGGCUAGAAGAAUCUGUCGUCACUUUCGAUACCCUUGGACCAGGAAAAUGGCAAAUUUUUUUUUUUU
This is a messenger RNA of Panthera uncia (snow leopard), 15085 nucleotides long. RefSeq names its product supervillin (gene SVIL). Gene Ontology annotation, molecular function: actin filament binding; phosphatidylinositol-4,5-bisphosphate binding. Gene Ontology annotation, biological process: barbed-end actin filament capping; actin polymerization or depolymerization; cytoskeleton organization. Bases 8259 to 15008 code for a protein of 2249 amino acids. NCBI's taxonomy places the organism in Eukaryota, Metazoa, Chordata, Mammalia, Carnivora, Felidae. Gene Ontology annotation, cellular component: cytoplasm; actin cytoskeleton. The transcript has 37 exons. The record is from RefSeq and is a predicted model, not a curated record.